UCCGUGUUUUUCGAUGACCUCCAUCUGAGACGGUCCUUAACAGAUGUCAACCGUGUGGAUCAUCAACUUGUAGACAUUGCAUGCCAACUACGAUGGUGUUAAACAUGCACGAGAGAAUGGAGUGGUGUCGCAAAUUACCUGAGCCGCCAAAUCACAACUCUGCCGACAUCAUAUGGUCUUGGUGUACUCUAGCUCAGCCUUUCGCAUCCGAAAGCUCCUAUGCAGCCCUGCGCCUGAUCACAUUGUCCGUCGCAGUACUUUUUAAUGCGUCUACGAUUCAGCUAAUAUGUCGUUCGAAUAUUCCAGAGCAGCCGUCAUGAUUCCUUAAUAGUGACGAUUACUGCGGCCAACGAUGCGCCUCUUAAAGCUCAACGGCAACGGCGGGUUCAUCCUGGAGACCUUUGGAACCACGACCCCUCCUUAUGCCAUACUUUCUCAUACAUGGGGAAGCGAUAGCGAUGAAGUCACAUUCAAGGACGUCGUGGACGGUACUGGAAAGAAUAAGGCUGGAUACCAGAAGCUGGUAUUCUGCGGAGACCAAGCCAAGUCCGACAGUCUAUCCUAUUUCUGGGUGGACACAUGCUGCAUCGAUAAGUCGGAUACCCACGAACUUACGAAGGCAAUCAACUCUAUGUUUCGCUGGUACCAGAACGCGGCGCGAUGCUACGUCUAUCUCUUAGACGUUUCUAUACGCACGCAGGAUGGGCAGGCUACUCAUAUCGAGUGGGAGUCUUCUAUGCGCAAUAGCCGAUGGUUCACACGAGGAUGGACACUCCAAGAGCUUCUCGCGCCGAAAAUAGUUGAAUUCUACUCCCGAGAUCACGUCCGACUGGGUGAUAGAAAGUCACUCGAACGGCAUAUCUGCGAGAAAACAGGAAUCGCUCUAGAGGCACUCCAGGGCCGUCCUCUCCAUGGUUUCAGCAUCGAGGAGAAGUUUCGAUGGGUAAAGAGGCGACAAACGACCGAGGAGGAGGACAUGGCAUACUGUCUCCUUGGAAUUUUCGACGUUUUCUUGCCACUUAUAUAUGGCGAAGGGCAAGAGAAUGCAAUGAGAAGGCUGCGACGAGAGAUUAAGAACUCUGAGCAUAAAUUGCGGUCAUACGAAAAGCUAGCACGUACUAUGCCCUUCGAGCGCAAUCUUCGCUUCACCGGUCGCGAAUCCGAACUAUCUAGAAUUGAAAAGCUACUUUCUCGACAUGGCCAAACCGCGAAGGUCGCAAUUACCGGACUUGGAGGCGUCGGGAAGACACAAUUAGCGAUUGAGACGGUCUAUCGGACCAUGGAGAAACAGAGGGACUGCUCAGUAUUUUGGAUUCCCGCGACCGAUCCCGAAACCCUUCUUCAGGCGUACUCGGCAGUCGCCGAAGAGUUGGAUAUACCCGGAAGAGACGAGCAAGGAGCAGACGUGAAACGUCUAGUUCAGAACUACCUUAGUAACGAAAGCGCGGGCCAGUGGCUCGUGGUGUUUGACAACGCCGACGACAUGGAUAUGUGGAUAGGAAAACCACCUGAGAGACAACCUAUCCGUCUCCUUGACUAUCUCCCAAAGAGCAGGCAAGGAAGCAUUCUCUUUACUACGCGAGAUAGGAAGGUUGCUACUAAGCUGGCGUCUCAGAGCUUGGUAGAAGUGCAGGAAAUGAACUUAGAAGUGGCUUCGGAGUUAUUACAGACAUGCUUGAUCGGACACGAUGUGGCGGCCUGCCAAACAGAUACUGAAGCCUUACUCACACAGCUGACUAACCUUCCGCUCGCCAUUGUUCAGGCGGCAGCGUAUAUCAAUGCGAACGGUACCUCGAUUGCGGACUAUCUUUCCUUACUUAAUGAGCAGGAUAAGUCUACGAUUGAACUUCUCAGCGAAGACUUUGAGGAUGACGGCAGAUACCGCAACAUUAAGAACCCAGUAGCUACUACAUGGCUGAUAUCGUUCGAGCGAAUUCAGCAGCACGAUUCUUUGGCAGCAGACUACUUAUCUUUAAUGGCAUGUAUUGAGCCAAAAGAUAUCCCGCAGAGUCUUUUUCCGCCUGGCCCAUCUCGCAAGAAGGAGAUAGACGCUAUCGGGACACUUCACGCGUAUUCAUUUAUUAGUAAACGUCCAGCAGGUCUUACGGUCGAUCUUCAUCGGUUAGUGCAUAUAUCUACUCGUAACUGGCUUCAAGAGAACGAUCAACUGGUCCAGUGGACAGAGAAAGCAGUUGUGCGACUAGAGGAAGUUUUUCCCGACAAUACCCACACCAACAGGAGCAUAUGGAGGGCAUACCUGCCGCAUGUGCGCAUUGUACUACAGUCUGACCUCGUUCAGAAGGAUUCAAAGAAGAGGAUUAAUCUCCAAUGGAGAUAUGGAACGUGCCUCGACGCCGACGGACGAUGGAGUGAGGCAGAGGUCGCCUAUUCCCAGGUCCUCGAGAUGGAAGAGAAGGAGUUUGGCGCAGAACAUCCUUCCACGCUGACCAGCAUGGCCAAUCUGGCGUCGACUUUUUGGAAUCAAGGCCGGUGGGAUGCCGCGGAAGAGUUGGAGGUGCAAACGAGCAAGAAGAAGCUGGGAGCGGACCAUCCAGACACGCUGACCAGCAUGGCCAAUCUUGCCUUCACGUGGAGAGCGCAGGGUCGAGAUGCAGGCGCUAUAGAUCUAAUGACGGAGUGUGCACGGCUUCGAGAACUGGUUCUAGGGACUAGCCAUCCGUUGUUCACUUCUUCUUCGAAGGCGUUGGCAGGUUGGGAAACAAAACAACGAAGCGCUCGCAAAAUGGAAGAAAGUAGAGCGUAG
Eremomyces bilateralis CBS 781.70 is the source of this 2764-nucleotide messenger RNA. Its product is annotated as HET-domain-containing protein. Gene Ontology annotation, molecular function: protein binding; ADP binding. Bases 353 to 2764 code for a protein of 803 amino acids. NCBI's taxonomy places the organism in Eukaryota, Fungi, Ascomycota, Dothideomycetes, Eremomycetales, Eremomycetaceae. The record is from RefSeq and is a predicted model, not a curated record. The transcript has 3 exons.